This is a messenger RNA of Megachile rotundata (alfalfa leafcutting bee), 1075 nucleotides long. RefSeq lists its product as uncharacterized. NCBI's taxonomy places the organism in Eukaryota, Metazoa, Arthropoda, Insecta, Hymenoptera, Megachilidae. The record is from RefSeq and is a predicted model, not a curated record.
AGAGCGCCGAAUAAGGGGUCCGAAAGGGUCGCUCGCUAUUGGUGAAAGGGGUCUGUAUGCAAUGCAAUCGUUGUACCCCCGCCUCAUGUUUGUUCCCUGGGCCUGGGCAGGGCACCGCUAUAAAAGCAUACCGCGUCGCCCCUCAGAUACGUAGUGUUUUCCCGUGUACUGCACUAGAAAAAUCGCCCACAAUGAAGUUCGUCAUUGCUUUGUUCGCUGUCCUGGCCGUCGCCAGUGCCUAUCCCGGCCUCCUCUCGUACCACGAACCGGUGCACGCUCCGGAAGUUAUCCACGCAAUCCAGAUUCCGCAGCAGCCGGCCAUCCCGCCACCACACCCACAGCCCCUGAACAUUAAGAUCCCCCAUAUACCCGUCGUGAAAAUCCCGUACCACGGACCCGGAAUAGUGAAGCCCCAUCUGAUCGGUGUUGAGCACUAUGUGGAACCCGUAAAGAUCGUCAAGGCUCCAGUGAGUCACCACCCCUGGGACUAAGGUAACGGCACCCGUUGAACUCGCUGGUCCAGGGUGAUCCAUCCUGGACGAGCCGUCCUGAGGUGCAUCCAUCCGGAAGUAGCGACGACGCUUUACGAACAACCGCUAACCAGCAUGGCCAACAUCGAAAUUCUCUUGGCGUGAAGGAAACUGAGGACGAUAUACAGUUGAAGGAGCCGGGUCAACUCGAGUUCUUCGUUUCAAGGGAAAAAACAGUAUUCUUCAGGGACUUGAAAAUCAGUAUUAUCCAAGUUGGAAGGAACCGUGGGCGAAAGAACGUCGAGUUGCUUUGAAAAAACAGCCUCAGGAUCGGCGAGUAUUCUUGGACCACCCGAAGACCUCAGACCAGGCAGCCAACUUUUAAGAAAAGAAAAUUUAUUGUUCUUUUUUUGUACACACGAUACACGUUUACACGAGCGCAGCGACUUUUUUUGAUAGUUACACCUCCCUACCCUGUUCCCGAUUAAUGGAUCAUGAAAUUAUUGUGCGGCAUGUGAUAUUCGACGACUACCGGUGCCUUCAUUGUAUAUUCUUCUUUCUUUCUUCCGCCUAGUUCCAACCCUACCUUACCCAUCCCCAUCAUA